AUGGAUAUAAAUAGCCCAUAACUUUAGAAGGCUAUAAGUAUUUCAUAAUAAAAUAAAAAUAAUGUAAAAGAUUUAGUUAAUUCUCCUUAAGGAGUAUCUCCUAGUUAACAAUAUAAUUUUACAGCUUAAAAUCUGAAUAUUUUUGUAUAGCAUUAUGACGAAUAGCCUUUUUAAGCUUAAGAAAUAUAAUUAAUUUAAAAAAAUAAAGAUUAUAGUGAGUCUAUAAAUGCAGAUAUUGUUAAGUUUAAAAGUGAUUAGUUAUCAUUAAUAUAGGAAAAUAUUUCUGAAAAUACUCCCCAAACAUUUUCUAGCAAUUCCUAAAAUAGCCCCUCAAAAAUAGCAAGUAAGUUUUCUUCAAUUUCUGUUGAUAUAUAAGAUUUCAACGACCCGCGGCUUGGUGCAAUAAAAAGAGGAAAGCUUUUUACUUUGACAGAUCUAGAAAGCUUUGGAGGAAGAAAUAAAAAAGAUUUAGAAGAAAUAGUACCUCUUACCGAAGAAGUAGAAAAUAAAAGUGGAUAGAUCAACAUAUCAAGGUAGUUAGCAAAAGUAAACUCAAAUACUUAUAUUAAGGAAAAUACUUAGUAAAAAAGAAAAACUAUCUAAUCAAAAACUCAUCGUAGUCAUGUAGUAACUAUUAGAACUCCUGAUAUGAUAUGGAAACAAAAAUUCUUUUUUAUAAUGUCUUAUGUAAGUAGAAUGGUAAUGAAAAUGAAACAAGUAAAAAUAUUCAGGCACCCAGAGUUACUUUUCGAAACUCAACUUAAUGCAAUUAAUGAUAAAGGUGCAAAAGAUAUUUCUGAUGAUAAUUGGGGGUAGAAAGAUAACAAAUUUAUAGAAAGCCUACAAUUGAAUGGCUUUUAAAAAUAUGCAGAUGUAAAUAAAAGAAACAAAUAUAAAUAUAUCCUCAAGAGAUAUAAAUUAUUUAGAAAGUCCUUUAGAUAAAAAAUGAGGCCCUUGAUUUAAUGUAUAUCGUCAUGUACAAAUAGCUUUAAAAAACAUACUUCUGCUUUGUUUAAGAGAAUAUAAACAUUUGAUUCAACCUCGUUUUUUAUAUUGGUUUGGUCUAACUUCAUUUUUUUGCUCACGAUCUGUAUAUCAAUUUAUUUGCCUUAUGAAUACUGCUUCAAUAUUUCCCGAUAAUAUCCUACUUUUAUAACUCUCAAUAUAAUAAUGCCUGUUAUAUUUUUCUUAAAUAUCGUAGUGAUUUCAAACACGACUUACUUUGAAAAAGGAAAUGUUAUUAAUGAUCAUGCUUAAAUCUUUUCAAGAUAUUUAAAAAACUAUUUUUUCUUAGAUAUUAUAUCUACAAUCUCAUUUUUUAUGCCUCCCAGUAAUUUCUUAAUGUUCCUAUUUUUUUUCAGGUGGUUUGUUUAUAAGAAUUUUUUGAGUAAGUAAACUGAGAGAUUGUUACUCUAUUCUUCCGUUUUGACAUACAUAAAUAUAAUAAAAUUAUUAGCACAGAUACUAUUUAUUUGUCAUUUGGGAGCAUGCUUUUGGUAUAAGAUUGGAUAUAACUAACUAAAUGAUUCUUAAAAUGGAUGGUUGUAUUAAGCUCAAAAACUAAAUGAAUUAUAAUCUUAAUAAAAUAUAGACUUGUAUCUCCUUUCUACAUUAACUAUAAUAUCAAAUCUCACUUUCUUUCAAUAAAGGUACUCUUAAACGUUCUUAAGUAGAUAAGAAGCUAUUUAUUUAGUUGCUAUGAGUAUAUUAGGGAUAAGUUUAUUUGCUUAUCUGCUGUAUGAAGUCAGAAAAAUUCUAAAAGUUUUAGAUAAAAGGAGAGAGGAGUAUCUUAAAUAGCUAAAGUCGUUGAGCAACUAUAUGAGCACUCACGAAGUAGAUCCUUAUCUAAGAGAAAGGUCAAGAAAGUACUUAGAAUUUAUGUAUAGUGAAGAGUAAGAAUAAUAGUGGAGCACACAAGAAAGCUUAAAUAGUUUAUCUAACUAUCUCAAAUAGGAAAUAAUCAAAGAUGUAUUCAUGAAGGCUGUAAAAAAAAUAUAGUUAUUUAGAAAAUUCUUUUCUUGGAAUCCUAAAUUUCUUGAGAAAUUAGCUUUGAGAAGUAAAGAAAUAUCAUUUGGGCCUGAUGAAUUGAUAAUGAGAUAGGGAAAUGUCGAGAUCCCUUCACUUUACAUAGUAACUCAUGGAGAAAUAUAACUUUUUGUUGAAAUGGGUAGCUUUGCUCAUAAAUAGCAAAAAAUAUUUAAAAAAGUUCAAGCAAAUUAAUGUUUUGGGAUGUAUGAAUUUUUUUCUUCUAACUAUGAAGUAUAACUAAGUGCAAAAAGCUUAGGAGUAAGUAGAAUGCUCUGCAUUACUUUGAAUGAUAUGCUUGAAUUGUUAAGAGAAUUUCCUAAAGAAAGAGAAGCUUUCUGUUAUUUAAAAGAUUUAAUAACAUUUAAGCAAGAUUUAAGUCAGAUUGGCUUGAGCUGCUACUCUUGUAAUUAAGUCAACCACUAUGUUUUAGAUUGUCCCUACUUAUUCUAUGGCACAUAGCCUUAAAAAGUUAUCAAAGAAAUAAAUAAGCAAAUAAAGCAUACUAUUUUGAAUUUUAAGAGGUCAGCUAAACGAAAAAAAGUUAAAUCAAUUCUUUAAAGUUAUCUUAUCAGUCAUAAAGCAUAGCAAUUUUAAGAGAAAUUUUUAAAUAUGUUGGAAUCUCUCGAAUAGGAGUAAUACUCGUCAGAUACAUCAAUUUAAUUUUUAGGAGAAACAAGCUAAUAUUCUAGCUAUAAUGAUGUUGAAACUCAUACUCUCAAUUAAUCUAGGUUUGAUCGUAAAAGUAUUUUAAGAGUACAUUCAGGUUCUUCAAAAUUUACAGCACGACAUAAGCAUAAAGAUUCGGAAUCUUAAAAAAGUCAUUUAGGUUCAAGAUUAGAUUAGUCAAAAGAGGAAAAGGAAGGUACAUAUAAUAGAGGAAGACCCUCGAGUGUAAGCAUUAGUAAAUUUGGUAGAUUAGUAAAAAUUUCUGAUGUAAGUGUUGGCUAGCAUGGGGAAGAACCAAGUGAAUUAAAAAGUGCUUUAUCAUGGAAUACAAAGGACAGAAGAGUAAGUUUAUCAAACAAUUAUGAAUUAAAUACAGUAGGAAGGAUCAACAGUGCUGAAUUCUUUAACAAUGAAGAUUCAAAAAGAAUAUUUUCUAUGCUAAGGAGGUCAGAAAGCGAUUAGCACCUGAGCUAUGAAAAUAUUCUAGAUAAGUAUGAAUAAGAGGAAGAAGAAAAUUAAUCACUAAGAAGAAAUGAAAAAAGGCACUCAACUAAUAAGACAAACAAAACAAAUAAGACUAAUCGAACAAAUAAAACAUCAAAAACAACGAUUACAAAGACGCUACAAUAGCUAGACAUGGAUGGGAGCUUAAACAGUCUUCACCAAAGUAACAAAAGCAAUAGCAUAUCAUCGAAUGGACAAAUAGAAUUAGAUAAAAACGUGAAUUAAAUAAAGUUCUCUAACAUGGAUAUCAAUAAUAAUAUUAGUCCAAUACACAAUCCAAGGAAAGAAAGCUAAAAUUCUAAUAGUAUGUAUAAUAAUAAUUCUUCUAAUAUUAUUAAUUAAUUGUACUAGCUUCCUUCUUCUUCCAUGAAUAAUAAUAUUCCUCCGACUUCAUCUCUAAAUGCUCUGAAUAAUGCAAUUAACCUAGGUAAUUAAUAAAACUCGAUCCCGGUUAACAGUAUAAAUUCAGCUGUUAUUAAUUCCAACAUAGUUAGCAAUAUUCCUUCUUCUUAAAAUCCCUAACAAUCAUCCAUUUUGAAUGAAAAAAUUCAAAAUUCAAGCUAAAACAAUUAACCUGUAGCAGUGGGACCUUCUGGAUAAAACACUGCAAAUAACUCAGUCAACCACUCAAAUUCUCUAAAUUAAAAUAACACAGUGCCAAAAGAUACUAACAAUACUAACACUUAAAAGUAAAACUCUAAUCUUAACUAACAAAGAUCUCUUAGCAUAACCCAGCAAACUCCUUCCUAAAAAUUCACAUAAUAAUUUUCUAUUUACCCAACAGAAAAUAGGUUUAGUUAAAGAAGUCAUUAACCUAUUGAAAGUAUAUAAUCUUAUAGUGUUUCAAUUGGUACUGUUAAAUCUUUUGAAUUAUAUUUCCCUCAAAAUAAUGUCGAAAAUAUAAUAGAGAAAUACAAUAAAUUACAAAGAAAAAAAGUUUCUAGGAGAGUCAGAAAAAAACGUACAACUCAAAGAAGAGAAACAAAGAAGAGAUCUCACCUAACUACAUAUGUUUCUAAUAGGUUAAUAGAAGAGGUUGAAAAUAGGAAUAUUCAUCACUCAUCUGGUUACGACAUAGAAAAAAUGAAUUCUAGUAUUGGGACUGUAAAUAUAUAGAGUAAUCCUGCUAUACCUUACAAACCUCCAAGUAAAAAGGAUAUCUUCAACUUGAACACUUUUAAUUUGAACGAUAACAUUUAAUAUAUAAAUAAACCAAAUCCUUAAGUUAUUUCUCUGAAGUGA
Molecule: messenger RNA, 4440 nt
Organism: Tetrahymena thermophila SB210
Lineage: Eukaryota; Ciliophora; Oligohymenophorea; Hymenostomatida; Tetrahymenidae
Product: cyclic nucleotide-binding domain protein
Exons: 4
Molecular function (GO): nucleic acid binding; zinc ion binding
Source: RefSeq, a predicted model, not a curated record